Miscanthus lutarioriparius is the source of this 564-nucleotide messenger RNA. The record is from the annotation of a GenBank genome assembly. NCBI's taxonomy places the organism in Eukaryota, Viridiplantae, Streptophyta, Magnoliopsida, Poales, Poaceae.
AUGGCCUGGGCAAUGGAUGGCACUCUCGACGCCGCACAGCUCUGGGCCCUCGAUGGUUACAAGGGCCUCCCACGUGUCGAGCUGGACUACCCCGUCGUGAGCAUGGACGAACCCGAUGCCAUCUGCUUCGUGGUGUGCGAGGAUCAUCAUGAAAAACAUGGUGACGAGACGACGUGGCGGAUCAUGGUCGAUAUGAAGAGCAAGACGCUUGGAUCGGUCUUUCGCUACCCUGACCCCAAGGAACGGAGGUGCAAUAGUUGGAAACAUCUCGUUCCCAGCAGGGUCUCCAAAUACUUCAACUCUAAACCAAGCAGCGGCCAGACACCAGGUCCAGCUGCACAAGCAGAAGCUAUGCAAAACUUGAUGAGCUCAAGGAUUAACAAUAAGCUGCAAGCAAUGGACACCAUGCAGGCAGCUUCACUGGAGGUGGCGACCUUGGCCGCGCUUCAAGAGAUACCUGGCUUGGAUCGUGAUGAUAUGCUGAAGGCCUAUCUCAUUCUUAUCUUACCCACGACGAUAGUGGCCGCCGGUUCAGAUCCCUUAUGGGGCUGCCAAUGGAUUUGA